AUGGCUUCAAUAGCAUCAGGCCUGGCACGGGCCCUCCCGAAGCCUCAGCACAAUUCAGAAUACGAAGAACAACGGACGCAACAACGCGGCCCGCGGAUUGUCGCCGCUGGUCAAAUCGACGAGACCCAAAUCGUGGUCAAGAGAGCCGGCCCACCUCCAUACCCCAACCGAUCAGGUUGGCGCCCUCGAGCCCCCGAAGACUUUGGCGAUGGCGGCGCGUUCCCCGAGAUCCCCGUAGCCCAAUACCCCUGGGGCAAGCAAGACGGCUCGUCCAAAUCCAACGCCCUCGUAGUCCAAGUUGACGGCGACGGCAAAGUGGACUACGGCGCCAUCGCGCGGCAGGGCCACAGCAGCGACCGCAUCAUCCACGCGUCGUUUAAGGACCUGAUCCCGCUGCGGCAACGCGCCGAGGCGGGUGACUUGGACUUGUCGCGCCCGAGCGAGCAAGAGGUGGCUGAGACGGCGGAACGGACGAAGAAUGCGCUGGCUUCGCUGGUUAGUGGUGCGCUGGCGGCGCAGAAGCCGAAGAAUGUGAAUGCAGGCGGACGGCGGGAUCCGACGUUUGUGAGGUACACGCCGUCGGCGCAGAUGGGGGAUAAUUCGAAGAAGCAGGAUAGGAUUAUGAAGAUUGUGGAGAGGCAGAGGGAUCCAAUGGAACCGCCCAAGUUUAAGCAUAAGAAGAUCCCGAGAGGACCGCCUACUCCUCCCCCACCGGUCAUGCACUCCCCACCAAGGAAACUUACUGCGGAGGACCAAGAAGCGUGGCGCAUCCCACCACCGGUGUCAAUGUGGAAGAACUCCAAGGGUUUCACUAUCCCGCUCGACAAGAGGGUAGCGGCCGACGGGCGCGGUCUACAAGAUGUUCAGAUCAACGACAAGUUUGCCCAGCUUUCCGAAGCUAUCUUCAUGGCGGAUCGGCACGCAAGAGAGGAGGUCCGGCAGCGCGCCAUGAUGCAGCAGCGGUUAGCAGAGAAGGAGCGGGCAGAAAAGGAGGACCAUCUCCGACAACUUGCUCAACAGGCACGCGCCGAAAGGACAGGUGGCGGUGGUGGUGGCAGCAGGCGACGAUCGGGGUCCCGGUCUCGGUCCCGAUCCUACUCAUACAGCGGAUCCGACUCCGGCUCCGACUCCGACAGCUCCGAGCGAGAGCGCCGCGCAGCACGCAAGGACAAGCUCCGCGACGAAGAACGCAAACUGCGGCAGUCACGCAUGGGCGCCGAACGCCGGGCGCAGGUGAUGGCGCGCGAGAUGGACCGCGACAUCUCCGAGAAAAUCGCGCUCGGCCUGGCCAAGCCGACACAGUCGUCCGAGGGCAUGUACGACUCCCGGCUGUUCAACCAGUCCAGCGGCUUCGCCAGCGGAUUCAACGAGGACAACCCCUACGACAAACCGCUCUUUGCCGCGCAAGACGCCAUCAGCAGCAUCUACCACCCGCGGGCCAACGCCGAGGACGAUGAUGAGGAAGGGGCCGGCGACCAGGAGAUGGCGCGGAUCCAGAAGGGUAGCCGGUUCGGCGAGGCGCUGGGCCGGGGCACGUUCAAGGGUACGGAGGAGGCUGAGAAGCGGGAAGGGCCGGUGCAGUUUGAGAAGGACUCGGGGACGGCGGAUCCGUUUAAUGUGGAUAAGUUCUUGUCGGAGGUGCAGCAGGAGACUGCGACGGCUAGGGGUGGUGCGUCGUCUUCGUCGGGGGCGAAGAGGGGGUAUGGGUUACAGGAGGAGGGUGUGAGGCAGUCUAAGAGGAGCCGGGUUGAUGAUGAUGAUGAUGAUGAGUAG
Molecule: messenger RNA, 1773 nt
Organism: Dichotomopilus funicola
Lineage: Eukaryota; Fungi; Ascomycota; Sordariomycetes; Sordariales; Chaetomiaceae
Product: SKIP/SNW domain-containing protein
Exons: 5
Coding region: 1-1773 (590 amino acids)
Biological process (GO): mRNA splicing, via spliceosome
Cellular component (GO): spliceosomal complex
Source: RefSeq, a predicted model, not a curated record